GCUCCGGCUCCGCCCCCCUCGCGCGCCGACAGCGCCCGCGCCUUGCCGUGAGCUUUCAUGUUGUUUGUUAUUCCGGCUGGCGGGCUUCUCCAUUAAAACCGCAGCAGCUCCUCCUCCCCCCAUCCCCCCUCCCCGUGCCUGCAUCAGCGGGAGCGCUCGCCGAGCGGUUUAAAUGUUUUUUCUGGAGGAGGGUGUCACCCUGUGGAGCGAGUUCUCAGGCUGGAGGCCGCUGCUGCUCGUCAUGCUGCUGGUGGUCGGGGCCUUCAUCGUGGCCUUCGUGCUGCUCCUGUACAUGGUGUCGCCGCUCAUCAGCCCCAAGCCCCUCAAACUCAACGGAUCGCACGUUGUGGUGACAGGGGGAUCAAGUGGUAUUGGGAAAUGUAUUGCAAUUGAGUGCUUCAAGCAAGGUGCAUUUAUAACUUUGGUGGCUCGGGAUGAGGGCAAACUGCUGCGGGCAAAGAAGGAAAUUGAGAAGCAUUCCAUUAAUGAUAAACAGGUAGUAUUGUGUAUAUCUGUUGAUGUUUCAAAAGACUAUGGACAAGUGCAAAGCGUGAUUAAACAAGCACAGGAGAAGCUGGGUCCAGUUGAUAUGCUUGUAAACUGUGCUGGCAUAUCUGUUGCGGCAAAAUUUGAAGAUAUUGACAUUGACUUUUUUGGAAGGUUAAUGGAGAUCAAUUAUCUGGGUAGUGUUUAUCCUACUCGGGCAGUCAUUCAUACCAUGAAGGAAAGGAGAAUGGGGAGGAUCGUGUUUGUGUCAUCCCAGGCAGGUCAACUGGGCUUAUUUGGUUACACAGCUUAUUCGCCGUCCAAAUUUGCUUUGCGUGGAUUAGCUGAAUCUUUACAAAUGGAGGUGAAGCCAUAUAAUAUCUACAUCACAGUUGCUUAUCCUCCUGACACAGACACACCUGGGUUUCAAGAAGAGAAUAAAGUCAAGCCUUUAGAGACCAAAUUGAUUUCUGAAACAUCAGGACUAUGCCAGCCAGACCAAGUGGCAAAAAUCAUUGUGAAAGAUGCUGUGCAAGGAAACUUUAACAGCUCAGUUGGUUCUGAUGGGUAUAUGCUUUCAUCACUCACCUGUGGUAUGUCUCCUGUCACCACUAUUACAGAGGGUCUUCAGCAGAUUGUUACCAUGGGCCUUUUCCGCACAAUUGCUCUGUUUUACUUGGGAAGUUUUGACAGCAUUGUGCGUCGUUGUAUGAUACAGCAAGAAAAGUGUAUAGGCUUGGAAAAGAAGGAUUAAUCUCUCCUUGAAUUUGGAGGUUAAGAAUCAGACUUUGAUAAAAUAAAUAUUGAAGGAGAUGUUUCAGUCUUGCCCCUCCACUCCUGAUCUCAGUGGCAUCAGAUCUUUCGGGUUGGAGUGGGGUCUGACUGUGUGGUACAAAGAGAAGACCACAGUGGUACGUUAGCAGUACAACUCUGAUGCCUUGAAUGGAAAUUGCAAUAUAAUUUAUAACCAGCAUUGAUUGGGAGAAGUGCACAUGAAAGGCUAUAAAUCAUAGAUGCAUUUUUUUAUGUAUUGUGCUGGCACUAUUUUUGUAAUUGUUCAAUUUAUUCCCCUUCUCUUCCCAUCCCAUCCAAAUUAAAUGAGAGAAUUUGGCUUCAUUUGCCCUAUGUCCUCUUAUUUAUUUUUGAUGUUUCAAUCAAAUCAGCAAUGGAGUUUUUAUUUUGCCCUUGUAACUUGUUUCUCUAGCUUUGGUUGUGGCACCAUUUGAAACUGAAUCCUUUGGCAUGUUUAAAGAUCUAAUGGGUACAGUAUAUGUAACGGGUUGACCAAAUGUUCCAUCGGAUAGUUGCUAAGCAUUUAAAUGUGACCCCCCCCAUAUUGUUUUUGAAAACCUUCAUUAAAACUGUUAAAAGCAUUCAGUAAGCUCAUGACAUUUUAACAUUAACUGAACAAUAUUUCCGCUUCAAUUCGUUAGAGUUUGCAAAGAGUUGGAUGAGCAUUUUUUUAAUUGUGGUAUGUAAACUAUUGAAUAAAAUGCUUUACUCUUUCUGUGAAAUAGUCAAACUAUAUCAUGUAGCAUGGCAUUACUUAGAAAUCAAUAAUUUCCUUUUCAAAAUUGCUAAUUUUGAGUUGACCACUGAUCUGAUUCUGUAGCCUCAGUAUUUAAUAUUUCGACUGAGUUUUUUUCUGUAUAUGUCUAUGGUGUAUUUCCAUAAAAGUCUUGUUAAUCCAGCGAAAUAACUAUAAAAUGGAUAACAACGUAAUCUACACAAUGAAAUACUUGCCUCUGAAUGUUUCAAAGCUCUUUACAGCAAGUUAAAUACUUUUGAAGCAUAGUCACUUUUAUAAUGUGGGGAAAUACAACAGACCAUUUGUGAGCAUGUAGAUAAAUGAGAGAAAUAACCAAAUAAUUGGUUACCAAUGCAUUAUGAUUUGGUGUUGGCAUUUGGUAUGGUAUGGGUGAUUUGCUGUAAUUUUUAUGCAACUAUGGACUUGAGAUAACUUAAUUGCACAACUUAGAGCAUGGGGAGGACAAACAAUGGCCAGGGUAUGAGAAAGAGUUACCCUGUUUAAAUGCUGCUAUUAGCCGUUUUUAGACCUUUGCAUCUGCUGAACCAUGUUCAUGGAGCAUUGGUUUAACAUCUCAUUUGAAAGAUAGCAUUUCCAACAGGUAUGGUGAUACUUCACUGUUGUCUGUCUUGGCUUUGUAUGCAAGUCUUUGCAGUGGAAACUGGCAAGUCUUUGACUUGACGUGAGCAUAUAAUCACUGAACUCAGGCUGAUAUGUUGAACCUUUUAAAGUAAAUUCAGGUGGUUAUCAAAGAGAAGAUAGAUCUUGGAUUUUUUUUAAUGUGUUUAAAAAGAAGAGCUACAAGACCACAGUCUUAUUUAUUUGAAAAGUUAGUCAUACAGCUUGGAAACAGACCAACUUGUCCACGCCAACCAUGUUUCCAAACUAAUCUAGUCCCACUUUCCGGUAUUUGGCCUGUAUCCCUCCAUGUACAGUACUUAUCCAAAUGCCUUGUGAAAUGUGCUGGAUCUGCAUCAACCACUUCGUCUGGCAGUUCAUUCCACUUUGUGUUUUUAAAAAAAAAAGAGUUACCCCUCAGUCUUUUUUUAAAAAACUUUCUUCUUUCCUUAAAAAAUGUCCCCUAGCUUUGAACUCUCCCAGUUAGGCAAAAUACCCUUGCUAUGAAUAUCUUAUCUAUGUUUCAUUUUAUAAAGUUCACCCCAACCACCACCCCUCCAGUGAAAAAUGUCCCAGCUAUCCAGCCUAUUUUUAUAACUCAGUGUCCAUUCACUUCAACAUCCUGAAAACUUGGCUGAAUGCUCUCCAAUUUUUAAUAAUAUCCUCCCAAUUAGCACAGUCACCCAGAACUGCACGCAGUAUUUCAGAAGAGGCCUCACCAGCGUUCUGUACAACCGGAACAUAACAUUCCCACUUCUAUACUCAGUAGUCUGAGCAAUGAAAGCUAAUGUGCUAAAUGCCACCUUUAACCACCCUGUGUAUGUGUGAUGCAAAUUUUCAAAGAAUUAUACCUGAACCCCUGGGUCUCCCUGUUCUACAGCUCCAUUAAUUGUAUAUAUCCUGCCCUUGUUUGUUUUUGCCGAACUGCAAUACCUUCCAUUUAUCCAAAUUAAACUCCAUCUGCCACUCUCCAGCCCGUUGAUCCAAUUGAUCAAGAUUUCUUUGUAAACUUAGAUAACCUUACUGUCCAUUAUACCACCAAUUAUGGUGUCAUCCACAAACUUACCAAACAAGCCUCCUCCCUUCUCAUCCAAAUCGUUUGUAUAAGUGACGAACAAAAGUGGACACAAUCCUUGUGGAACACUGCUUUACAUGCAAGUCUCUGCAGCGGAACAGUCCUCCAGUCCGAACAACAAUCUUCCACCACCACCCUCUGACACCUGCCAUCAAGCUAAUUUUGCAUCUAAUCUGCAAGCUCACCCUGAAUCCCGCGUGAUCUAAUUUUGCUAAUUAGUUCACCCCGGAACCCUGUUAAAGGCUUUACUAACAACUAAAUAACCCACGUCUAAUGCUCUGCCCUCGUCAAUCUUCCUAGUUACUUCCUCAAAAAAAACUCAAUCAAGUUUGUGAGAAAUGACUUCCCUCGCACAAAACCAUGCUGACUGUCCAUGAUCAAUCCUUGCCUCUCCAAACGCCUGUAAAUCCUAUCUUUCAAAAUCACCACCAACACUUACUCACCACCCAUGUCAGGCUCAUCAGACUGUAGUUCCCACACUUCACCUUUCAACCUUUCUGAAAUAAAGGCCCAAUAUUAGCCCCCCUUUCAUCCUCCAGCCACUCGCCUGUCGUUUAUAGAUGACACAAAUAUUCCUGGCUCCUCAAUUUCUUCUCCAACUUUCCACAACAUCUUGGGAUACACUUGAUCAGAUCCUGGAGAUUUAGCCAACUUUGUUUCCUAAGACCUCCAGCACUUCCUGCUCUGUAAUGAGAACUAUUUUCUAAACAUCGAUUAGUUAUUUUCCCAAGUUCUUUAGCCUUCAUUUUUUUUUCUCCACAGCAAAAACUGACAUGAAAUAUUCAUUUAAGAAUCUGUUCCAUCUCCUGAGUUUCAACAAGCAGAUCAACUCUAGAUCUUGCCCUAUACUCUAUUGUUUAGACAGACCAAUUCACUUGAUCUGUGUUACUUCAUAAAUCUUUUCCAGUCUAUAACAUUGCAUCCACUUGAAAUAAUGUUGAGACUUCCAUUACCUGCAUAUUGUUUUCAGACCAGAGUUUGUGAUUGCAAUACUGUCCCUGGUGUGAUGUAAGUUCUUUUAGGUUUCUGUAUUGUUCUGACAGUGAUGUGUUGCUUCCAUUGUAAUCUUAUAAAGAAUCUGUACAAUUUUUCUUUUGAUCGCAUUAGGACAGAGGGUGCCUGAGUGUUGAUUAUUUAGAGGUUUCACACAUUUCAACUUCACUGUUCCAGACGCCAAUUCUGAUUUUUGAUGUAGAACUACCUGGCUUUGGAUGUCUAGCAGUUGAUGGUGUUCAUUUUUUUAAAAAUUGUGAUUGGAAGCUAGUAGGAACUUGGAGCAUGAUGGUCUAUGUUAAUGGAGUCUACCUUGUACUGAAGCAAGUUUUGCUUGAUUGUUUUUUUGCUCUGCUCUGUCACCAUGAUUAAAUAUUGAAAUAAUGACUUUGUUAUAUCAAA
Molecule: messenger RNA, 5102 nt
Organism: Hemiscyllium ocellatum (epaulette shark)
Lineage: Eukaryota; Metazoa; Chordata; Chondrichthyes; Orectolobiformes; Hemiscylliidae
Gene: kdsr
Product: 3-ketodihydrosphingosine reductase
Exons: 10
Coding region: 173-1240 (355 amino acids)
Biological process (GO): sphingolipid biosynthetic process
Cellular component (GO): endoplasmic reticulum membrane
Molecular function (GO): 3-dehydrosphinganine reductase activity
Source: RefSeq, a predicted model, not a curated record